Molecule: messenger RNA, 1341 nt
Organism: Priceomyces carsonii
Lineage: Eukaryota; Fungi; Ascomycota; Pichiomycetes; Serinales; Debaryomycetaceae
Exons: 1
Coding region: 1-1341 (446 amino acids)
Molecular function (GO): nucleosome binding; histone binding
Source: RefSeq, a predicted model, not a curated record
AUGUCAGAGUGGAUACUGUCUCUACCUGAUGACCUCAGACAAGAGAUCAAGACUUUGAUCUCACAAAACAGCUCGAACUUAGAUAUUUUGAACAAGUUGUACGCUUAUUUGAGAAAAGACGAGCCUGAAGGAAAGAAAAGAAAGCUUGAAUCAGACUCAAAGGACGCGAUAACAACUGGGGACCGAGAAAUCGGGCCAGAUGAAGUUAUAUUUGAGAUUCCUCAAGUGUCUUUUCAAUCUCCUGUCCGUAAGAAGUUGAAUCUAGUUUUUCAUUUGAUAGAACAAAAUAAUCAGCCGACACCUGUAUUAUCAAUUGCCAAUCCCGCUACGAACGUUCCUUUGAUGUCUUUAACUGACCUAAGAAGCUCCAUAAAGUUAUGCCUCAUAAUACCUAUCUUGGGCAAUUCCACUAAUCCUCAAAAGAAAAGCACGGUGUCAUUAUUUUUCUGGAUAAAUGAUACCUUCGCUGAAGAUCCUGUCAAAAAUGAUCCCAUAAUAUGUCAAAUCAAUUUGGACAUAAUUAAGAAGCAAAUGAUGAAGUCAGGGAAGCUUCCUGCAAACAUCGAUGAUCAAUUGAACCAGAGUUCUGAGACGAAUAAUUUGAAUCUUAAUCCAGUGCAAGAGAGAAUAAUCGAUUAUUUUCAGCGCCAAUUCAGAUUAUGUGGAAUAAACAUCAUUAAUUACCUUCCUUGCAAUAGCUUAUUUUUCAACAAGUAUACUUUAAAUACUGACAGUGGACUUGCUUUGUCAGUCGACUCAUCUGAAGAGGACAAUUUUAUUUUGAUUGAUGCCCAUAAAGGCUCUAAAGAGGGAGCAUUAAUGUUUUUAAAAUCAAACCAAUUCAACGAGUCUUAUUUGAUAUAUGGUUUUAAAAAACCAGUUUUACUUUACAAAGCCUCAAAUAUAAAAAGUGCUUCCUAUAGCAACAUAACUAGAAAUACCUUCAGUCUUAUUAUUAGCGUCAUGGACGAAAAGGAUGAGGAAAAAAGUGUUGAAUUCAGUAUGAUAGAUCAAAGCUUUUUCCAAGUUAUUGAUAAUUUCAUAAAAGCACAAAAUAUUAACGAUAAUUCUUUUGACGAUAAACUAAGAGAGAAAAUUAAGGAACCUUCAACAACAGCUGGUGCUGAAAAUGGGGUUCUUCGAGCAGAAGGAGCGGAAGAUGACGAAGACGAAGAAGACGAUGGUGAUUACCAAGGUGCAGCCGGAGAAGAAAGUGAUGUUGAAGAAGAAUACAACAGCAAUGCUGCUUCGGAUGUUGAUGGAGAAGAUAAAGAGGAUGGCGAGGAAGAUGAAGAUGGAGUCUUUAACAAGGCUAAGGAAGAGGAAGAUAUUGAAGUUUGA